Penaeus vannamei (Pacific white shrimp) is the source of this 704-nucleotide messenger RNA. The record is from RefSeq and is a predicted model, not a curated record. NCBI's taxonomy places the organism in Eukaryota, Metazoa, Arthropoda, Malacostraca, Decapoda, Penaeidae.
ACUGGCCGGCGAAGGAGGGUGCACUCUAUAUAACGCUUUGCAUGACAGACCCCGACGCCCCCAGCCGCCAGGACCCGAAAUUCCGAGAGUUUCACCACUGGCUCGUCGUCAACAUCCCCGGCAGCGACUUGGCCCGCGGGAAGGUCCUCUCAGACUACGUGGGCUCCGGACCUCCUCAGGGCACAGGUUUACAUCGGUAUGUGUUCAUUGUGUACGAGCAGCCAGGCGCCCUCCAGUGCGAUGAGCCAAUCAUCCCGAGGAACUCAGCCGAGCAUCGUCGCAGUUUCAGCAUCCGUAAAUUCGCCUCAAAGUACAAACUACGACCGGCUGCCGGCAACUUCUACCAGGCGGAGUACGACCCAAGCACCGACCUGGUCCACAAACAACUGGGGCUCCGCAAGUGAACGACCUCGUUAUAUAGUCAAACCUCGUCUACACCUUCGUAAAAAAGGAUGAAAGAAAACUGGAAUCUUCGUGAAAUAAUUCUUGAUUAUAUUACAGAUGUAAACAAAUAAAUCGCAUAAAAAUAGAAUCAUAAAAAUUAUAUUUUACGUAAAUCAGUUAAAACAAAAAUAAAACAAUAAUAAAAUAUAGGGAAUCUAAAUUUAAAACAAUGUAUCUAUAUCACAGUUGUAAAAGAUAUUUACAACCAAUUAGUAGAGGUGUCGAAGAAUAAACAAUGGCAAUAAAAUGUAGACUACCAA